AUCAACGUUAACAUCGGCGACAGUGUAAAAAUGGACAGCAAGCUGUGUGUUGCUCUAUUACGAUUUGCACGUAAAUCUACGGAUGAUUUUAGAAUUAAUAAGAACGGUCGUCACAAAUAAGGCCAGGAUGUACAAAUAAUACAGGUAUAUUGCAAAUUAUACCUCAUAUAAAAUUAUAUAUAGAGAAGUUUAUUCAGACGAGUUGGCAAACGGUGCGGUGCUGCGCUGAAGCAUUUGAAAUGUUUUGUCGCUGGAAAUGGGAUAUUAUAGAAUAUACUGGUUGGUAAAAUGGCAACUGUUGUACUGUCUAUUUCCCUCCUGGAUUCUGGUUUCGGGGCAGAUUCGUUACUCGAUUCCUGAAGAGCUACAACUGGGUGCCUUUGUUGGAAACAUCGCCGAGGAUUUGGGUUUAAAUGUGAAAGAGCUCUCACCUCGGAAUUUUCGAAUUGCGCCCGGUCCCAACAAAAGGUAUUUGGACGUAAAUUUAGACAAUGGGAUUUUGUUUGUGAAGGAGACAGUUGACCGAGAGCAGCUCUGUGGGUCGAGUCUCACUUGCCUGUUGUCUGUAGAGGCUGUGAUCGAGAGUCCUUUGAACGUCUAUCGAGUUGAGGUGGAGGUUUGGGAUAUAAAUGACAACGCUCCCCAUUUUCCAAAGAACGAAAUCCGCCUUGAAAUCUCUGAAGUGGCCGUACCGGGUGCGCGCUUCCCUCUCGAGUGCGCGCACGACCCUGACGUUGGAACCAAUUCCCUACAAAGCUACCGACUGCUUGGGAACCAGUACUUCGGCUUGGACAUUGAAACCCGCAAUGGGGACGAGAAGCUGCCGGUGCUGAUGCUCGAAAAGACACUAGAUCGAGAGAAAGAAUCAACCCACAGGUUGGAACUAAUUGCCAAGGAUGGUGGGAUCCCUCCGCGGUCCAGCAUUGCUCAAAUAAUAAUCACGGUGCAGGACGCCAAUGACAACUCUCCUGUCUUCUCUCAGUCGGUUUACAGGGUCAGUCUGAAUGAAAAUGUGCCCACAGGAACAGUGGUGCUCAAACUGAACGCAACUGAUUUGGACGAUGGUUCCAAUGGUGAGAUAGAAUAUUCUUUUACCAGUCAUACGUCAGCGACAGUGCGUGAGCUGUUUCAAUUGGACUCCAGAACCGGCGAGAUCAGAGUGAGAGGGAAUUUGAACUAUGAACAAAACAGUGCUUUUGAGAUCAAUGUUCAGGCAAUGGAUCGGGGUUCUGCGCCACUGCCAGUGUACUGUCACAUACACGUCGAUGUUAUCGAUGUGAAUGAUAACUCACCAGAGGUGUUAGUGACUUCUUUGUUCAGUCCAGUUCGUGAAGACGCUGUUCCCGGGACUGUGGUAGCUCUGAUCAGCACCACCGACAAAGACUCAGGAGAAAAUGGGCAGGUCCAUUGCCAAAUCCCAGAUAACAUUCCAUUUGAGUUGAAUUCGCCUUUAAAGAACUAUUACAAAUUGUUAACCCAGCAGGAACUGGAUCGGGAAACCGCCUCCAAGUACGACAUCAAUAUCCUCUGUAGUGAUUCAAGCUCGAACCCACUAUCUUCCAAGAAAACAUUGCGGGUGGAGGUCUCCGAUGUAAAUGACAACGCGCCACGCUUUAAACAGUCCAGGUAUACAGCCUAUGUGAUGGAGAACAAUGUUAUCGGAGGGUCAAUCUUUUCUGUGACAGCGUCUGAUCCGGAUGUUAACGAGAAUAGUCAAAUAUCUUACUCCAUUGCGACAAAACAGAUUCAAGACGAGCCAGUGACUAGCUACGUGCGUAUUAAUUCGAAGAACGGAGUCGUAUUUUCUCAGACAACAUUCGAUUAUGAAAAACUUAAAAACUUUCAGUUGCAAGUUCAGGCACAGGAUUCUGGAGUCCCAGCACUCAGCAGCAACGUUACAGUGGAUGUUGUUAUCCUUGACCAGAACGACAAUGCUCCAGUGAUUCUGCACCCACUACCUGAGUAUGAUUCAACAGCAAUAGAGACAAUGUCCCACUGGGCAGAACCAGGAUACCUGGUUACCAAGGUAUCUGCCAUUGAUGCUGACUCUGGUCAGAACUCUCGCCUAUCUUACCAGAUUAUUCAGACUACUGACCCUGGGCUUUUUACGAUUUCGCCAGAUACUGGCGAAAUCUGGACAGUCCGUAGAAUUGAGAGCAGAGAUUCAAUAAAACAGAGUUUAAUAAUUAUUAUAAAAGACAAUGGAACACCGCCACUUUCAGCGUCCAUGACGAUCAGUAUUUCGGUGGUGGAUGGGAAUGCACAGUUGCCUCCUGAUGCCGGAAGUUUAACUGAAGGUCCGGGGUUCCCUUCCGAUUUGAGUUUUUACUUGGUGAUAUUUUUAGCAAUAGUUUCGUCCAUUUUUCUGGUAGUUUUAAUCAUCCUCGCUGUGAAAGUGCACAAGAACAGAACUCGGCUUGGUGUUUACAACUGUGCCCUGGACGCUUGCUGCUGUUGUGAUUCAAGACAUUCAUUGAAUGGCAUUCAAAAGGCCAGCAGAAACAUUCAGAUACCUCCAAAUUAUGUGGAGGUAUUUGGAGGCGACCCUCUUUCUCAGAGUUUCCGCUACGAGACAUGUUCAACCUUAGGUUCAACUAAGCGGGACUCCGCCUUUUCAAAAGUGUGCACUACCUCUGCAUUGAAAUAUAAUGCCAGGAAUCAAUAUACUGAGAAAGGAAAAACUCCACACAUCUCACCUCCUGAAAAAUGUACAAACGCUGUAAUUAGUGAGGUAAAGCAACCGAAUGCUGACUGGCGUUUCUCACAGACUCACAGAGCUGAACUAAACAGUUCCCAGUAUCGGGAAGAGGAAGGAGUACAGCGUGAUAUACAGCAUGAAGCUCAGCGUGAGGUGCAGUGCGAUGUCCAGUGUGAAGCACCUCGUGAUGUCCAGUGCAAUGUGCCCCAUAACAUUCAACAUGAGGUUCAGCGUGACGUUCCUUGUGAAGUGCAGCGAGUGGUUGAGAAUGAACCUAGUGGAGCAAGGAAACCAGCAUGUGCAAGGCCUGUAGCCAUCCCUGCCGGUAGAGACGGGUGGACACUACCACGGACAGCUCCGCGAAUGCAGUUGCAGAUGACGCUAGGCCCUCACGUCCCAGGAACCUUGCGAAGUCAGUAUCUCAUCCCCCGAGAGCUACAUACGAGUGGAGCAUGUAUCAGUAAUUCAAGCGUGGAGUUCAUUGCACCCAUUGUUGGCAGCCUGCAUGGUCGAUGGGCUGCAAAUCAGACACGAGAUCAUAGAGGCAUCUCCAGUUCGAGUGGCAGGAGACCAGAGCUGGACACCCAGGCUUGCGGUCAAAUUCCCGGUUCACCAUCAGGCCAACGACUAUCUACACAACGUCUACAUUCCCGGGACGACCACCACUCUCUCCGGGAAGUCAACUACUGAACGUGAAGGGAGGAAGUCCUUCAUUACAUUCGGGAAGAAGAAGAAGAGUGGUAAAUAAAGUGAAGAAGAAACAAGACAGAAUUGAAUAUUAAUGGUGAGAAUUAUAAAAUGGAGCUGCAUGACUGAAGCACGUUUUUUAAAAAUAAAUUAGUAAAUGUCACUCAAAAAAAUUCACUGGACCAAAGCAGGUCCUUUGCUGCACUAAGUAUUAGUUUGAAGGGGAAUGGAGUUUUCUUUAAUUGGAUUUCCAGUGUGCGAGUUCACAAUGCUUCAGUAGUCCUCAAUGAAAUAAGGAUCAACUGCACCAACUGCAAAUGCUUUCUUGUUUAAGAUAGUCUGUGUGCUUAUAGGUGUGAACAUUUCUCUCCGAACAACCCACAGAUUAAGGUAACUGAGUCCAGGCUGUGUAGCUGUAAUAUCUUUGCCACAUGGUAUUUGGCAGGAAUGUUGUUACUUCAUCAAAUACCAUUGAACAACUAAAACUGGUUUCAGGCCAGUAUUACAACAUUUCUAUCAAUGGGCAUGAUCCUAAGCACUGGCUUGACAAAGGAAUGAUCUGAGGAAUACUCCCAACAUGUAUACAAUGCUCUGAUGAGACACAAGUCCCUCCACUCUUCAUGAGUCCUCUCAUGGUGGGCUUAUAAAUUCAGUUCUGACAUAGUGAUUGCUAGACCCUUGGCAGAAAUUGCAUGCACAUGGCCUUUCUUUGUCGUCUCUGUUUGAAGAGCAAGAGAUAAGAGAAUGUGCUGGAGGCCAUCAACAUCUGGGAUGCCUGUAACCAGAACUCCACAGACAGAUAGAAGAAACAGAUUUUUCUGAGUUUUUCAAUCAAUGAGGAGCGAGUCUGCAAAACCUUUGAACCAUGCAAUGCGGACUAUUGGCAUGGACCAUCUUUCUCCAUUUCAUAGCAUGCAAAGGCUGCAUACCAAGUUCUGGAACUGGAACUAGGGUAGGUGCAUGUUUGAUGACUGGCAUGGACAAAAUGGGCCAAAGGGCCUCUUUUCACACUAGAAAACACUAUGACUACACUUGUCAGCAACAGCAGAAAGAGAGAGAUACUCUAACUUAAGUCACUGAGAAAUUGUGCCUUCCCUGGAGAAAUGGAAGUUUGAUCUUCGCUCAUCACCAUGAUGGGGAAAAGUUAAGGAAAACAUUUAAAGAAAAUCCAUUCCCUUCAGUAAACAGGUGUUGCACAAUGCUAGCAGCCACAAUUUUAAUUCAGUCAACCAUUCAUUAUAUUGUGUCUCCAUUUAUUCAGUCCAAUAUGAUAAACAGCCUUAACAUAGAUUAAGGAAUACUUUAAGCGUCCAUUUCCUCAUUGUGCAUGUUAGCCACACUGAGGGUUAUCGCUUGCAUUACAUGUUCUGUAAUUUAUUCACUGUUUAACACCCCGUAUUUAGCUUAAGGAGGGGUGAAACAGGUCAGAAAAGAAACAAAAGGAAAAAAAACCAAGCGGAAAAGAAAAAUAUUUGCAAUAUGAUUUCCUCCAUUAGUUUGUUGAAUUGUAUGAGUUGUCAGUCAGAGCUAGCAGGUGGAGUACUAACCAGGAAUGGCAUCUGCCCAAGAACUUUGACAUUAUCUGUCCCAUUCCUUUGGAGUUCCACUUGAUCCUAAGCUGGCAGAAAUGGUGACUAUGGGCAUACACAAGCUCAUGGAUUUGAGUGCUAUUUCAUCUGCCUGAAAUAGAAAAUUUGAUGGGACAAGGCUUACUAAGAGGGAAAGAAUGAGCAGUAAGAGAGGAGGGAUGUAGAGCGCAAUGAAAUACCAAAAAAAAAGAUGCAGUUACAAAUGGAGCUAAGGUUAUCACCGAGAAAAGGGACCAAAA
Hemiscyllium ocellatum (epaulette shark) is the source of this 5213-nucleotide messenger RNA. Its product is annotated as protocadherin beta-15-like. Gene Ontology annotation, cellular component: plasma membrane. Gene Ontology annotation, biological process: homophilic cell-cell adhesion. The coding region runs from base 257 to 3388 and encodes 1043 amino acids. The transcript is spliced from 6 exons. Lineage: Eukaryota; Metazoa; Chordata; Chondrichthyes; Orectolobiformes; Hemiscylliidae. Gene Ontology annotation, molecular function: calcium ion binding. The record is from RefSeq and is a predicted model, not a curated record.